Molecule: messenger RNA, 5453 nt
Organism: Drosophila ananassae
Lineage: Eukaryota; Metazoa; Arthropoda; Insecta; Diptera; Drosophilidae
Gene: rdx
Product: protein roadkill
Exons: 8
Coding region: 554-3022 (822 amino acids)
Biological process (GO): proteasome-mediated ubiquitin-dependent protein catabolic process; regulation of proteolysis
Cellular component (GO): cytoplasm; nucleus
Molecular function (GO): ubiquitin protein ligase binding
Source: RefSeq, a predicted model, not a curated record
AUGUUGCCCACCGCCACCACUCAGCAACACUCGGCAACAUUCAUUUCAGCACACUCAAGCGGAGCGGUUCGUUCGUUUUUCAGCGCUCUCUGGCUCGGCUGGCUGGCUCGUUUCGUUUUGUCGUUUUUUUUCGAUUCGAAUCGCUUUUGUGUGUCUCGCCCACCAAAAACCACCAAUAAGUAACAUACAAAAAAUCAAAUAAAAAAAACGGGAAAAAAAAAUACUACUACAACCGACUACUGCUCGAGAGGCACAACACACUCGAAAAUUAUACAAAUCGUAAAGCUUGAACGGCAUGUGGAGCACUACUGUGUGUGGCAACAAAGAGAUUUGUUGAUUUUUAAGUAGUUCAAAUGAAAAAUUUAUAACCACGAAAAGUUGAGCAAUUUUCUAUCACAAAAUAUCUCUAAAAUAAUACAAAAAAAAAAUAUAUACAUAUAUAUUUUUCGAAAGUCAAAUACAAAGGUGUGUGAGUGAAAAAAAAAAAAGAAAACAAAAAAGUGUUUGUUGAAUAUUUUGAGAAAUAAUUAAAGAUUUCAAGAUAAAGAGUAAAAUGUUUGAGCCUUAUGUGAAAAUUAAGAAAAAGCGAAAUGUGCACGAAAUCUAUGAAAAUGAGAAUUUAGAGCAGCAACAGCAGCAACAGCAGCAGCAGCAACAACAGCAACAGCAAUCUGCCACAAGCGAUAAUUGUUGCUGCCAAAACGGAGAGCCGCAGAAUGUGGCCAACAGUUCGCUGAGCAGCAUUUUGGCCACGCCGCCAGAAUCGCCACCAGCACCAGGAAUAGCAACUGCAACAUCUGCAGCAGCAGCAGCAGCAGCAGCAACAGGAGCAACGGCCAGUAGCAGUAGUAGCGGCAAUUGUAGUCGCCUUCAGCAAUUGAUAUCGACGCCACCAGUAUUAUUGCGCAGAUCAUCGCUGCAACAGCAACAUCAACAAGCAGCAGCAGCAACACCACCCACACAUCAACAAGCUGCGCCUUCAGUUUUGCAACAGCAUUUGGGUCACCUGAAUUACGAAAGUGGAGCAUCAACUGCAACUGCAGCAGUAGCAGCAACAGCAACAGCAACGGUAGCAGCAAAUAGUAGAAGUGGCUCGGCAACACUGGCACACCAUUUGGCAACACCCAGCAACAUAUUGCAGGCUGCAUUCGGGAGCAGCAACUUGCAACACAUACUGACACGCUCGCAAAGUUCCUCACCCUCGUCCACCGGUGCGAUAUCCUCCAACAAUUGCAGCAGUGCCUGUGCCGGGAAUACGCACUACAACGGUGGCAGCAGCUCUAGUUCCAGCAAUAGCAUCAUUGCCAGCCGACUGUUUGGAGCUGCCUCCUCCUCAUCAUCAUCCUCCUCCUCCUCAGUUGCUGCCUCAUCCUCGUCGUCAUCAUCGCCGUCGCAUCAUCUGCAUAGCCACCACUCGGCACUGACCAACUCGAUAACGAAUCGCAUCAACCAGUCGAUUAGGAGGCAUCUGAACCAGCAGCAGCACCACCAUCCCCUCAGCGCCAGUUCCUCCAGCUCCUCCUCCUCUUUGUCCUCUUCAUCCUCCUCCUCUUUGUCCUCUUCAUCCUCCAACUCCAACUCCUCUCCAUCAGUGGCCCACUAUCAACACUAUAAUUGCGCGCAUCCUGCCCAGCAGCAACCUCAUCAUCACAACAGCAGCAGUAGCAGUAGUAGCAGCAACAACAAUAGUAGCAACAUCAACAACAACAACAACAACAACAAUCAACAACAACCACAACAAUCUCCUCUGUGCCUAGUAUUAUUAGUUAAAUGCCCCAAUUCUAAGGAAUUUUGUAACGCCGCCGCAAAUUUCUGUGAUAAAAGAUUGCCGGUGAACGAAUGUCAGGCAAGCCAAACAGCUAGAGUCACCUCGAACCUGCACGCAUCCAGUAGCACCAUGGCGGUCAGCCGUGUUCCCUCGCCGCCCUUGCCGGAAGUUAAUACGCCAGUCGCCGAGAACUGGUGUUAUACGCAGGUCAAAGUGGUUAAGUUUAGUUAUAUGUGGACCAUAAAUAACUUUAGUUUUUGUCGGGAGGAGAUGGGUGAGGUACUCAAGUCGUCCACAUUCUCAGCCGGUGCUAAUGACAAACUGAAAUGGUGUUUACGGGUUAAUCCCAAAGGCCUCGAUGAGGAGAGCAAGGAUUACUUAUCUUUAUAUCUAUUGUUAGUUUCUUGUAAUAAAUCAGAAGUCAGAGCCAAGUUCAAAUUUUCCAUACUGAAUGCCAAGCGUGAGGAAACAAAAGCCAUGGAAUCCCAAAGAGCUUACCGUUUUGUUCAGGGCAAAGAUUGGGGCUUCAAGAAGUUCAUUCGUCGCGACUUCCUGCUGGACGAGGCCAACGGCCUGCUGCCGGAGGACAAGCUGACCAUCUUCUGUGAGGUCAGCGUUGUGGCGGAUAGCGUCAACAUCUCCGGGCAAUCCAAUAUCGUGCAAUUCAAAGUGCCCGAGUGCAAGCUAUCCGAGGAUCUCGGCAAUCUCUUCGACAAUGAGAAGUUUAGCGACGUAACGCUCUCGGUGGGCGGACGUGAAUUCCAAGCGCACAAGGCCAUACUGGCAGCGCGCAGCGAUGUCUUUGCGGCCAUGUUUGAGCAUGAGAUGGAGGAGCGAAAGUUGAAUCGUGUCGCCAUAACCGAUGUGGAUCAUGAGGUUCUUAAAGAAAUGCUGCGAUUCAUAUACACGGGCAAGGCGCCCAAUUUAGAAAAAAUGGCUGAUGAUCUCCUAGCGGCUGCUGAUAAGUAUGCACUUGAAAAGCUGAAAGUGAUGUGCGAGGAGGCGCUGUGCGUCAAUCUCUCUGUUGAAACGGCAGCCGAAACUUUAAUAUUAGCUGAUCUCCACAGUGCGGAUCAAUUGAAAGCACAAACGAUAGAUUUCAUAAAUACUCAUGCCACCGAUGUUAUGGAAACCUCUGGAUGGCAAAAUAUGAUCACAACACAUUCACAUUUGAUAGCGGAGGCAUUUCGUGCGCUCGCAACCCAACAAAUCCCACCAAUUGGACCACCUAGGAAACGUGUGAAGAUGAGCUGAAACAACAGUGUACCCACAAUAACACCAACACCAACACCCACACCCACACCCACACCCACACCAAUACCAAUAGCAACAGAAACAACAAGAAAAAGAACAACAACAACAACAACAAAGAAACGUAGUACACCAAGAAAAAAAAAGUGCAAGAAGAGCAACAACAGCAAUCCACAUAAAAAUGGCAAUAUUAAAAAAAAUAUGCAAAAAUGGAAACGUGUUGAACUUUUAAUAAAACAAAUGAAAGCUGACCUCAAGAAGGUAUGCGGUGAAUCUACAACAACAACAACAACAGCAACAAUUAUUAAUUAUAUCAAUGAUAAUAACACCAACAACAAGAGCAGGAAAACAAAACAAAAACCGAAAAAUGAUUUCCAUUUAUUGUUUCGAUUUGAAGUAAUUUAAAAUGAUUUCUUUAAAGUUUAAACAAAAAAAAAAAAAAACAAACAGAACAGAACAGAAGAAGAAGAAAAAAAAACUUGAUUUUAAAUGUAUUUUUAUUUUAAUUUUGUUGAUUUAUGAUUAUGUAUGAUUAAUAUGUUUACGAGUAAUAAUAAUUAAUUAAAUCUAAUGUUAAGUCCAAAACUUCAAACAAAAAACUAAAAACAGCAAUGAAAAACAACACAAAAGUAAUAAGGUUUAAAAAUUAAAUGAAAGGAAAAACAACAACAAAAAACAGAGCAUUAAAAGCAAACCAAGUAAAAAUAAAUUAAAUUUAAAAUUAAAAAUAAAACCGAAGGCAUAAAAUAUACAAAACAAAAAAUAAAAAAAAAUUUCACUGAGAAAAAGCAACUAUUAUUAUUAUUAUAAUUAUAACGAUUAUGAUUACCGAUUACCGAUUAACGAUUAUUCGAUAUAUCGUUUAUCGAUUACCGCGUAUAAUUACAAAGCGUACACUUUGAUUGUGAUGUAUAUUCGAUGAGUAUGACUAUGAGUAAAUGAGUAAUGCAUAAUGAUACGGAUAUGAUAAUGAAGUUGAUUUAUAUAUUGUGUAUAUGUAAACUCGGAACAAUUUUCAAUGCAUUCAAGGUUCAAUUGCCCUCGUCGUCACCCACCAAGAAGAACCCCCUAGCUCUCCUUUCCACAUUAUUCUUAUAUUUUUCUGUUUAUUUGUUCAAAAAAGAGUGCUGAUCCACUUUUUAAUUUAAAAAUUUAAUCUUAAAUUAAUUGAAAACCAAGUUCUCAAUUGUACCACCGCCGUAAUCCACUUAUCCUUUCCCUUUUUUAUCCCCAAAUAACUAUCUUAACUAUCUAACUAUUUUAUAAUUUUAAUUUGCCCUUUUUUAAUUUCAUCUUUUUUAAGUAUUCGAAACUAGGUAUUUUUUUCUCUCUUUGUUUAAGCGCAAAUGUAAUUAAUUUGUUGUACAAAACUUAAAAAAAAAAAAACAAAAAACAUUGUCGAAAUAAAAGCAAAAAGUAGCAAUUUGUGUAUAGUAAGCAGAUAAAAAUUGAAACAAAAAAACAAAAAAAAAACCACAAACAUAAAAUGCAUCAAUUCAUUUUUUGUAGAGAAAUGGGACAAGUCGCUUGGGUAGUUAGUGGGUGGGAUGGUGGUGGUUUCUCUCUUCAGACCGAUUCUGAGCUUUUCGAAUGAAAGAUAAAAUAUAAAAAAAAGACGAGUAAAGUAAACGUGAUACCAGUAUAUCUAAUAACUAUUUAAAUAAAACGAAAAGCGCCAGCGCAAAGACGAACAUUUUUAUACGCAGGAUGGUAGAAUGAUUGGAGGAGUAAACCGAACUUAAACUUGGUGUGUAUGUACAAUUCAGGUAUUCAGAGAACAUGAAUAAGGGGGGAUUUUUGAGAAAAAAAGUUAAGAGCAGAAUGAAACAUAAACGAUAGUAUUUCCAUUCUAUAUGUGUACUUCCGAUUGGCUUCGCAUGUGUAAAUAAAUUAGCCUUAGUCGCUGCGAUCUAAUUUCGUUUCGAGUGCACAAUUAACUAGUUACAAGUCCAAAUGCUUUAAAUAUGUACUGUGCGUGUGAAUAGUAUUUAGGAUGGGACAGUUUAGGACAGAGCUGCAAGUGAGAAUCAACCACAAGGAUGGGAUAGGAUAGGAUGACCAGAAAAGAUCAUUUUAUUAUUUUGGCAUGCUUUUCUCCGAGCUUCAGUCACCAUUAUUUUGCCUCCACCUAUAUCCAAUAUCCAAUAUCCUAUUCUAAUUAAAUCACGGUCAUCCUGGGUCGACUGUUGAGUCCUCUGAAUAAUGACAUGAAAACUAGCUAUCUAAAAUGUGUAUCUAGUCGACCGACAACUUUUAUGCAUGCCAAUCUAAAUGUGUAGAAUUUGACAACAAUAAAAAAAGUGAAAAUAACAAGUGCAAGAAUCCUUGCACAUUAGUGGGCAAUCCAGCGACAACAACACACAUUUUUAAAAAGCGAAAUUGUAAUUGUAUUUAACAAUAUUAGAUAAUAAAUGAAUAUGUUCUAAAAACAAAA